This is a messenger RNA of Paramecium tetraurelia, 945 nucleotides long. RefSeq lists its product as uncharacterized. The record is from RefSeq and is a predicted model, not a curated record. The transcript has 4 exons. NCBI's taxonomy places the organism in Eukaryota, Ciliophora, Oligohymenophorea, Peniculida, Parameciidae.
AUGAUAUAAAUAGGUACAAAUCAAGAAGGGGAAUUCGUUUUUGAUUCAAAAGAAUAAGAUUACGUUUUAUUGGAUCUAAAUAGCUUACAGGAAUAAUUAGAGUCGGGGAGAAAGAAUGAAAUUUUUGACUUGUUGCAAUAAGUUAUGAAAUCUAAUGAAUAUUAAUCUACGGGUGAAAAAGUGAAAAGCCAAAUUGAAUGGGCUUUGUAGACUGUAAACGAGCAUCCUUCGGAAUAUUACGAGUUGGAGUAAUAAUUAGAAAAUUAGAGAUAUCCUGAUGUGCAUUCUGCGAAUAAGAUCAUCGAUAUGAAUAUUGGAAAAGUAAAGGCAAGGGUUCAAUUUAUGUCGUAAUAGGAGAGGAGAAAUCUUAUGAAAACAAAAAGCUUGGAAAGAAGCAUUCAAUAAAUAUACUCUUGCAAAUAAAAUAAAUAUUAUAAGGAGCAAUUGCAACAAAAAUACAAAUUGAUGUAGAAGGACAUCAUUGAUAGAAGGAGGAAUGAAAUAUCGUAGUAAAGAUAAAGGCAUUUCCACAUUAUGUAAAGUACUAAGGGGAAAUUGGGAUAGAUGUUACAAAUAAAGGUGGAAGAGAACAAGCAAUUAAAAGAAUCCAUUCAAUUAGGGUUGUAUUAGACAAUGACUGAAUUGAGAUCAGAUAAUGUCAAGGCCUAUAGGAGAGUGAAAGUGAUGGAAUAGGAACAAUAAGAGAAACUGUAAUUAUUUUGGCAGACCAAAUAAGUAAUGGCCAAAACGAAUUAUAAGAGAAAAGUAGAUGAUGCUUAUAUAUAAAAUAUGCAAGCUUAGGAUAGACUAUUGCAAUUAGAAUAAUAAGAGAUGGAAUUAAUGCAUAGAUUGAGAUAGACAGAAUAGUAAUAUUAGAUGAGUUCGAUCAAAUUGGAGAAGAUGAAAUCGAAAUCAUAUAAGGACUUGGGAAUGAUGUGGAGCUGA